Molecule: messenger RNA, 1239 nt
Organism: Cryphonectria parasitica EP155
Lineage: Eukaryota; Fungi; Ascomycota; Sordariomycetes; Diaporthales; Cryphonectriaceae
Product: family 61 glycoside hydrolase
Exons: 2
Coding region: 1-1080 (359 amino acids)
Source: RefSeq, a predicted model, not a curated record
AUGUCUUCCACUGCUUUCAAGAUCGCGGCUGCGGCUGCUGCUGGUGCUGCUGUCGUGUCUGCCCACGGCCACACCUACGGUAUCAACGUUGCUGGUGUGUGGUAUGAUGGAUAUGACCCCACGGUCUACCCAUACGAGAGCGACCCGCCCACUGUCGUCGGAUGGACUGCCUCUGACACAGACAAUGGCUACGUUGCUCCGAGUGCCUAUGCCUCUGGCGAUAUCAUCUGCCAUGUGGACGCCACCCCCGCCGGUGGAUACGCCAGCGUCCAGGCUGGUGACGAGAUCGAGGUCUACUGGACAGCGUGGCCUUCCUCUCACCAUGGUCCUGUAAUUGAUUACCUUGCAAAUUGCAAUGGAGACUGUACGUCAGUUACAAAGACGGACCUGGAGUUUUUCAAGAUCGCCGCCGUCGGUCUGGUGGACGACUCCACCCUCCCCGGCACCUGGGGCUCCGACAACCUGAUCGCCAACAACAACUCGUGGGUCGUCAAGAUCCCCGAGGACCUUGCGACCGGCAACUACGUCUGGCGACACGAGAUUAUUGCCCUGCACUCGGCCGAGGAAUCUGACGGCGCCCAGAACUACCCCCAGUGCUUCAACCUGGCUGUCACCGGCACCGGCACCCUCGCCCCCACCGGAACUCUGGGUGAGGCCCUCUACUCCGAGAGCGACGCUGGUAUCCUCGUCGACAUCUACGAGACCCUCACCACCUACGACAUCCCAGGCCCCACCCAGAUCGCCGCCGGUACCAACCUGGUCCAGUCUGAGGUCUCCAUCACCGGCAGCUCCGCCGCCAUCACCACUGGCGUCUCAGACUCCGGCUCUGGCUCCUCUGCUGCCACUACCACUGCUGCUGCCGUUUCCUCGGCUGCGGCCACUUCUUCUGCCGCCGUUGCCGCUACCUCUUCUGUGGCUGCCACCUCCUCUGCUGCUGCUGUCGCUACCACUUCUGCGAGCGCCGUCGCUGUGGAGAGCGCCACCAGCUCCUCUGUUGCCGCCGCGGCCACGACGUCUUCUGCUGCUGCUGCUUCCAAGAGCUGCAAGAAGCGUCGCCACGCCCGUCAGCUCGCUCUGUAAAUGACGCCUGAUGGACAACCAAGAUGGUAUGCGAAAUGCACUGUACAUUUGUUUGAUUCUCGUGGCGGAAACCCAGGGCUAUGAAGGGAAGGUUGUUAGUCCGAGUGACUGUUAGAUACUGAGAGCGAAAGAUUCGAUUCAUUCUGUAUAUGAAUUCAC